This is a messenger RNA of Cylicocyclus nassatus, 585 nucleotides long. The record is from the annotation of a GenBank genome assembly. NCBI's taxonomy places the organism in Eukaryota, Metazoa, Nematoda, Chromadorea, Rhabditida, Strongylidae.
GUGCUGUGCAUACAUUCCUUCACUUCUAGACAAAAAUGGCAUGGAUCUUGGAUACAGUGGAAUUUGUGCUGACAUUCUCACUAUGUGCUUCGCAGUUAGUGUUUUCCGUCCUUCGCUCCAUCUCUUCUUCUGUCAAUCCGACAAUUGCCGAUUCUCACUCCUUUGAAGAAUUUAUGUGCUCAUUUUGGUUCCUUGCAUUAUGCGGAUGUUUGACAAGACGACGUUAUAUCAUUGUAUUUACCACUAUGGCCAUGUUCUACUCGUUUGUGCUUUCUCUGAAAUGGGCCACAGAAGCUCAAUAUAGCUAUUUGAACGGCACUCAAUUGUCCUGCACAAGAAUACAGAGACAUACCGACCCUACUUGGUGCAGAAAUGCGGACAUUUUUUUAGUUGUUAGCGGCAUAAUCGCCAUUUUGGCUACGUUGGCUGCGGCUGUGCUUUCCUCGCUAAGGUUAUGGUCAGAGGAGGAAGACAAUGAGGAAAAAUCAGAAACAUUGCUACCUCACCCUAAUGAUAGUCGAAAGAAGCAGUCCAUGAUCAGUGCUUUCCGUAGUACAAUCAACUGACAAUAAACUGAUGUUUCUG